UAUUAUUUGAAUCAUUUUGAGACACUGCGGGGCUUGAUAAUCGCCAUCUUUGUUCGGGGCAAAGAUGCCGAAAAGUUGUUCUGCAUUUCAUUGCACCAAUAGGUACAAUAACAAAAACCCAGAGAUCACGUUCCACAGGUUUCCUUUCAGUAAACCAUCAAUUCUGAAACAAUGGUUAGAUAACAUUGGACGUGACGACUUUCAGCCGAAGAAGCACAUGGUCAUCUGUUCACUACAUUUCACUCAAGAUUGUUUCAGUGGUUUGGGUAACCGCAAAAAUCUGCUGUGGAACGCUGUGCCAACCCUCUUUACAAUCCCACGUCAGGAUGCAAAGCAAAAGAAUUCUAGGAAGAAGCCGAAAAGAUCUUCUAAAUCUGCUGCUGAUAAAUGGGAUGAAAUUGCACCUGUGAGGAACAUUCCUGAGACUGAGGAUGCUCAAAGUGAGAUGCAUAAAGAGCAUGUCCAGCCACUCUCUCACAGUACUGAAGAGGUUAAUUGUCAAACGACAAAGGAUUUGGCAAUCGUAGACCACACAUAUGCACUUUUGGACGAAUGCACAACCAAAGCCCGUCUGUUUGAUGUUUUAGAAAUCAGCAGAUGGCUACAGAGAAGGUUACAGUCCAAAUGCAAAGUAAUAAAAAGAAUGAAGCUCAAACUGCAAGCUACACAAAGAGAGCUUCUGAUUUUGCGCCAUCAGCGCGGAUGUAGCCAUAUACAUCGCCAUAGACUCUCACAUCUGCAAAUACAGAGAGGCAGUAAUGCCAAGACCUAGUUAAGUAGUAAUAAAGACCUUUGGUUGCACAAACAUUUUAGCUUUUGAUCCUGAAAAAUAUAUCACUGUUCAACAAAUACAUUUCCUCAACAGGGUAGAGUUGCUGUGCGAGAGGACUUGUGCAACAUUUUCUGUCCAAAAAGCAAUUUUUAGUAGACUAUAAUUAUACAUUUAAAUAUAUAAUUAUGCUGUUUUCUAAAUAAAAUCUAUGUAACUGUAAUGUUCGCCACUGAAACACAUUUUCAUUGUACCUUGAGGUUUUAUUUUAAAAUGAGUCUAUACUUGCUGCAAGUGGUAGGCCAUUAGUCAGAUUAUAAAACAAACACCUUUCAACAAUACCAUUACUCCAGCUAACAAUUAUAGAUUGCCCUUUUAACAUCGCAAUGGCAAGUGUGAAGCAUGGACAUAUUUCAUUUUAAUUAUUGUCACUCAGAAAUGAAACAAUUCUCUUUAAACAAAGAUGCUGUACACACAGACCUUCCAAUAAAAUAUUACUAGUUAAACAUUACCGCAAUUAAUUUUCUUGCAUAAAGAUCCCAAAAUACCAAAAAGGCAAUUUAAAUCAACCAAAAGACUAUA
Messenger RNA from Myxocyprinus asiaticus (Chinese sucker), 1351 nucleotides. It is a transcript of the gene thap3, whose product is annotated as THAP domain containing, apoptosis associated protein 3. Bases 65 to 772 code for a protein of 235 amino acids. Lineage: Eukaryota; Metazoa; Chordata; Actinopteri; Cypriniformes; Catostomidae. The record is from RefSeq and is a predicted model, not a curated record. The transcript is spliced from 4 exons.